CAACAUGAUGGUAAUUUUAGUAACUCAAGUUUACCGACUGAGUGAAAAUGAACGAAGGUAUCUUUUCAAACCUUCUGGAACCACUUUUAUAAUGUCUCACUCAAUUCAUAUCUUCACUUGGUUUUUCAUCUUUCUCUCUCUCUUUAUUUUUCAUCAUCAUUAUCAUCAUCUUUCUUAUAACUUAUUUGAGUAUCAAUUCGUAAUCAUCAUCAAGUUUUGUAGAUUUUUAUUUACAAUAAACACUCAACUCUUCAGACAGUAGAACAUAAACAAAAAAGGAAUAAAAGAAAAAUAAAAGUUUCAACUUUGGAAAAUUCGUCGAAAAAACAAAUAACAAGUUCGAUAAUCAGUUCUAAUUGUUUCAAGUUAAACUUUUUCGUUUCUUUCUUCCCACCGGUAAAUUAUUAAAAGUGAAAUUUAAAUCUUGGAUAUCACUCAUUUUACACCUCAAUUUGGCCUCAAUUGCAAUUAGGAGUCAUGGCGAUGAUAAGAGCUGGAGGUGGAGGUGGACUUAAUAGUGGACCAUGGGCCGAACUCAUGGAAAGAUUUCGUGAAAAGCAACAUAAUCAAUCUAAACGCGAUCAGCAGUCAUUUCCGAAGACGAUUGGAAGUGAGGGUUAUAAUGAACGAUCGGAAGGCGGAUUCUCUUUUGGACCUUAUCGACGAUUUGAACAGAUCAAUCACGAUCAUACACUUUGCGAACGGGUAAUAAUCAAUGUUAGUGGAACUAAAUUUGAAACUCAACUUCGAACUCUAAAUAUAUUCCAAGAUACUCUUCUAGGAGAUCCUAUUCGAAGAAUAAGAUAUUUUGAUCCAAAUCGAAAUGAAUACUUUUUCGAUCGAUGUAGAAUCGCCUUUGAAGCUAUUCUCUACUACUAUCAAAGCUGUGGUCGUCUUCGUCGUCCAGGUAAUGUUCCGUUGGACAUUUUCGUUGAGGAGGUUAAAUUUUACGAACUUGGUGAAGAAGCACUGGAAAAGUUAAAAGCCGAUGAAGGUUUCGCACCGGACAAAGAGGAAAGGCCACUUCCAACCAAUGAACUUCACCGGAAAUUGUGGCUCCUUUUUGAACAUCCCGAAUCCUCUCAAGCAGCUCGAAUCGUUGCCAUAACCUCAGUUCUAGUGAUAAUUAUAUCAAUUGUCAUCUUUUGCCUGGAAACAUUGCCUCAGUAUAAACAUUACAAGAUUUUCACCACAUUCGAUAACAAAACUCGAGUCCUCGAAGACGAUGUCCCAUCAACGUCAAACCCUUUCUUUAUCAUUGAAAGUCUGUGCAUAGUUUGGUUCCUUGUCGAGUUUCUUAUACGGUUAUUUGCUUGUCCAUCGAAAAUUGAAUUUAUCAAAGAUAUAAUGAAUGCUAUCGAUUUCAUGGCGAUCGUCCCAUUUUUCAUUACUCUGGGAACCGUUUUCGCGGAUAAGGAAGAGCCGAAAACUUUUAGUGGGGAGAAACAAAAUCAAGGUGCUUCCUUGGCCAUACUUCGAGUCAUUCGAUUGGUUCGAGUUUUUCGUAUAUUCAAACUUUCCCGUCACUCAAAAGGCCUUCAAAUACUUGGAAUGACAUUAAAAGCUUCACUUAGAGAAUUGGCUUUGUUAAUAUUUUUCCUUCUAAUCGGUGUAAUCCUUUUCUCUUCAGCGGUUUACUAUGCCGAAGCAGGUUCCGAAAGGUCAUACUUUAAAUCGAUACCCGAUGCCUUUUGGUGGGCCGUUGUCACCAUGACCACCGUGGGAUACGGGGAUAUGGUUCCCCUUGGUGUUUGGGGCAAAAUGGUUGGCUCUUUAUGCGCCAUUGCCGGUGUACUGACUCUCGCUCUUCCAGUGCCUGUGAUAGUUUCAAAUUUUAAUUAUUUUUACAAUCGGGAAAUGGGUUCAGAAGAUUUAAACAAUAUUAACCUUCGACAUGUUAAAAGUUGCCCUUACAUUGGCCUUUACCCUUAUCAACCUCCACCCUCACCGACAACACAAACAACUGCAACUUCAUCAUCUUAUACAAUCAAUCAGGAUGUUGACCAAAGUAAUGAUGAUCUUGACGGCGGUGGUGGUGAUGGUCAAUUUCAACGAUCAUCAUUCAAUCAGAUUACUCAUGAUUCUGGUGAUGAUGAUAACAAUUCACAAACAUCUUUACCUGAUAUUACAUAUCAAUAUCCUCAUUAUUAUCAUCAUUAUCAUCAGAAAGUAAUAACAGCCAAUAAACAAUACCAGCAACAACAACAACAACAACAACAUCCUCAUCAUUCCUCUUCCUCAGCUUAUCAUCAUUCUCAUCAUCAUCAUCAUCAUCAUCACCAUCAUCAUGUUUAUAGUAAGUUAACCAAUGAUAAUGAUGGUACAACUAAUCAAGAUUAUUCAAACUGUGAUUCUCAAUAUCAUUUAAACCAAUUAAUUAAUCAAAAAAUUCAAACUUGACUUGAGAUUAUCAUUUUUUUAUCCUCAUCCCUGAUCAAAGAUUCAAGCACAUUCACCAUCCUCAUCUUGUUGAAAAUUUCAUCAUCAUCAUCAUCAUUUUAUCCUCUCUCCCCCACAGCCAUCAUCUUCAAUUGUUAAAUUGUUAUAUAAAUGAAAAAUUUCUAAUCACAAUUAAUGUUAAUUGUUUUGUCAUUUCAUUUUCUCUUUUUUUUGUUGGAUUCAUAAUAAUUAAUUGUUUCCAUUUCUUGUAAUGGGAAAUCACCACAAAGUUUUCAAAUCUUAUUACCGAUUAUUAUUGUUACUAUUACGAUAGUUCAUCAAUUGAACUCGAUUAAAGUUAUUGAUUGCCAAUCGUUUUCUCAACAAUUAGCAACAAUUAA
Messenger RNA from Panonychus citri (citrus red mite), 2780 nucleotides. RefSeq names its product potassium voltage-gated channel subfamily A member 1-like. The coding region runs from base 478 to 2400 and encodes 640 amino acids. Gene Ontology annotation, cellular component: membrane; voltage-gated potassium channel complex. The record is from RefSeq and is a predicted model, not a curated record. Gene Ontology annotation, molecular function: delayed rectifier potassium channel activity; protein binding. The transcript has 4 exons. Gene Ontology annotation, biological process: protein homooligomerization; potassium ion transmembrane transport. Lineage: Eukaryota; Metazoa; Arthropoda; Arachnida; Trombidiformes; Tetranychidae.